AAUGAUAAAUCACCAGCUGUGUUUAUUUAUUUUCAAAAACAAAAAUCCAAAUCUUUACACAAUGGUCACACUGGAAAGGAAUAGACAAUCGGAGUUUGACGACGAGCCAGAUCUGGACGUAGUGAGGAAAAAUCUAGCAUCAUUGGAACAAUGCAUUGCCACAGCUCCUGACAGCAGUCCUGGGUACAAAGGUGGUACUUAUUUAUCCAAUAAAAUAUUUCCACUAAAGGCUCAAAACACAAUUGAAGUACUGCCAAACGAUCCAUUCGACGAUGGCAACAAUCUACUACCGACAAUUUUCAAUUUUACAAACCUAUAUCUCUUUAUGUACAUAGAUGUGAAAAAUGUAGGUGUACAGGAAGGCAGGGGUAGGGUCGAUGUCAGACCGAUAAAUGGAGGGCUGAGCGUCGAUGUUCAGGAGUUCGAUCUGAUCAAACGCACCCAGACGACGGAAGCACACGGGCUCAGGAGGGUCAUUUACAGGGAGUACACCAUCCCGGGCGCGUUCGACUGGCACAAGUUGGUCUUUUCAGUCGGACCUGACAGCACAUUGACAAUAAGAGUACCGACAACAAAUCACUUCAGAAAUUAUUGAUUAAUAUAAAAAUACGUCUUAAUAAAAAUAAAACAAAUUAUAUAUUUUUCUCUUUUCAUGAAACGUAACGUUGAGAACCAAUCGCUAUUAUAAUUUGAGGAAGAACCUGAAACACAUAUAUUCUUUAGAAAUUUAAAAAUAUGUUGAGUCACAUCUACGUCCUUGCUCACUGACGAGGUAUUCUUGUGCACUCUCCAUCAUUGUCUAGAGAUCUUCAUUUAUCUUAAAGCUUUUUACCAGAUUCCAAAACUUGGCACUCGUAAGCCAGCCUGUUUUCAGGUCUUUUCUUUUCCUGUCUGUGUAGGCCUACGCACCAAGAGGAGAUAUUCCACUGUUUAUUCUUCCUAAAAAUAUCUGCACAGUCUUCGGUCCAGUUGUGUACCAUCCACAUCAAAAUGGCCAUAUUUUGUUUUCUCAGGAAUUGAUACAUUACCAUACCCUGUCUAUGGUAUAGUAUGGGAGAAAAGAAUACUAGGAAGUGGGGUUUGUACUCCCUAGGCACUGCAGCCUUCUGGCUU
Molecule: messenger RNA, 1113 nt
Organism: Cimex lectularius (bed bug)
Lineage: Eukaryota; Metazoa; Arthropoda; Insecta; Hemiptera; Cimicidae
Exons: 3
Coding region: 2-595 (197 amino acids)
Source: RefSeq, a predicted model, not a curated record